Molecule: messenger RNA, 1917 nt
Organism: Raphanus sativus (radish)
Lineage: Eukaryota; Viridiplantae; Streptophyta; Magnoliopsida; Brassicales; Brassicaceae
Product: probable anion transporter 6, chloroplastic
Exons: 15
Coding region: 213-1787 (524 amino acids)
Biological process (GO): transmembrane transport
Molecular function (GO): transmembrane transporter activity
Source: RefSeq, a predicted model, not a curated record
AUUGGAGCAGAGUCUCAGGCACUCACGCAAAGGCAAGAUUUUGAUUCCGAAGCUGGGGAAUGGGACCCCACAUGUAAAGACUCCACAGGUGAGGUGUGAGCCACACAAAGCUUUUUUCUAUUGCCGUGUCCUCCUCUCUCCCUCUUCUUCUUCUUUCUCAAUUUCACUUUUAUUCGCUUCUUCCUCCUCUCUCUCUGACACCACCAACAACAAUGGCGAGACUUUCCUUGAGACCCAACAACCAUAUCUUCUCCUCUCCCAUCCACGCACACAACCAUCCUUUCCUCUCCUCCCUCUACACCAUCACCCCUCGCUCCUUCCCUCACCACACUCCUCUCAAAUCAUCAAGGGUCAAGUGCUCCGCCAGUGGUACAGAACGUGUCAGAGAGAGCAAGAAGCUUCCCAAGAGCCCUAUCAAAGAAGACCUUCCAAAUCCAGAAGCCUCCGAUUCCUCCUCCGAUGCUCUGAGUAGGGAAACGGGUAUAGAACAGAACUGGCCUCCGUGGAAGAACAUACCAGAGAGAUAUAAGCUCAUCGGCGCCACUUCCCUCGCCUUUGUUAUCUGCAACAUGGACAAGGUGAACUUGAGUAUUGCUAUAAUACCAAUGUCGCACCAGUUUGGAUGGAGCUCAUCUGUGGCUGGCUUGGUCCAGUCCUCUUUCUUUUGGGGUUAUGCCUUGAGCCAGUUGCCUGGUGGUUGGCUUUCCAAGAUUUUUGGCGGCAGAAAAGUGCUGGAGAUUGGUGUGUUUACAUGGUCUUUUGCUACAGCUCUUGUUCCACUACUUGCUGGAUUUAUGCCCGGGUUAAUCUUUUCUAGAAUUUUGGUGGGAAUAGGAGAAGGUGUUUCCCCAUCCGCUGCAACAGACCUUAUUGCCAGGACGAUACCUGUUGGAGAGCGCUCAAGAGCCGUAGGCUUUGUUUUUGGAGGAUUAAGUUUGGGAAGUGUUUUGGGGCUUCUCUUGGCUCCUCCCAUUAUCCAAACCUUUAAUUGGGAAUCUGUCUUUUACCUGUUUGGUCUCCUCGGUAUUGGCUGGUUUAUCGGAUUUCAAUUUCUUGGUGAAGAAGAAGUUUCACAUAGAGGUGAUGAGACCACUACUUCGCACAAACCAGAAAAUGCUACACGGGAAGAAUUGGGGAACUCAUUAAAGGAGAUUCCGUGGAAGUCGUUUUUCAAAAGCUCAGCUGUUUGGGCAAUGAUAUACACUCACUUUUGUGGAAGUUGGGGUCACUAUACCUGUUUAUCUUGGCUACCAACUUAUUUCAGUGAGGCACUGAGUCUAAAUUUGAGAGAUGCUGCUUGGGUUUCCAUCCUUCCUCCAUUGGCCUCAAUUUUUGUGACAAGUCUUGCUUCACAGUUUGCUGACUACUUAAUUUCUAAUGGAGUUGAGACCACCACGGUUCGAAAGAUAUGUCAAACGAUUGCGUUCUUGGCACCAGCGAUCUGCAUGACACUUUCAUCUGUGGACAUUGGCUUGCCACCAUGGGAAAUUGCCGGAAUCUUGACAGCAGGCUUGGCCCUAUCAAGUUUUGCUUUAUCAGGACUUUAUUGUACUCACCAGGACAUCUCACCCGAAUACGCAAGCAUACUUCUGGGCAUUACCAACACAGUAGGAGCAGUACCUGGGAUUGUAGGGGUUGCCCUAACCGGUUUCCUCCUCGACUCGACCCAUUCUUGGACUAUGUCUCUGUUUGCGCCAUCAAUAUUCUUCUACUUGACGGGGACGGUAGUGUGGUUGGCAUUUGCAAGUAGUAAGCCUCAGAAGUUUACUAAGGAUCAUGACUCAUAGAGAGUUUUUUUGUUUCUUCUUCAUUCUUGAGCCAAAGAAACAAACAAAAAGCAAAUAUAUAUAUAUAUAGACUUUGGUUAUGUAUAGGUUAAAGAAAUGAUAAAGAGAGCAGUGUUAGUUUUAUUCACUA